This is a messenger RNA of Lynx canadensis (Canada lynx), 1118 nucleotides long. RefSeq names its product urocortin (gene UCN). Bases 420 to 800 code for a protein of 126 amino acids. Gene Ontology annotation, biological process: negative regulation of feeding behavior. NCBI's taxonomy places the organism in Eukaryota, Metazoa, Chordata, Mammalia, Carnivora, Felidae. The transcript has 3 exons. The record is from RefSeq and is a predicted model, not a curated record. Gene Ontology annotation, molecular function: hormone activity. Gene Ontology annotation, cellular component: extracellular region.
AUGAGCACACCGAGGUCCAUAUAAGUGAGGUGACCUGUCCGUACCACCAACCAGUGGCAGAGUGGAAACUUGAACCCACAUGCUAUAGCGCAGUCGUUAAGCCCCGCCGGCUUCUCGCUCUCCUAAAUCUGGGGCCGCUUCCAGCCCUGGCGCCAGAACGCAGAGUCUCUGGUUCUGAGGUGCGCCCCUCCGGGUCUCGCAAGUGGCCGGACUCGAGGCUGCGGCCGUCAUUGCUUCUACAAUCAGUGCAUGUUCCUCGCUGACGUCAGUAGGAGCUGUCCGGGAGCUAUAUAAGGCUGGCGGCGGUCCCGGGACAGACCCCGUGUUCCCCAACGCGCCCUCAGCCCGCCCGGGGGACAGAGACUGGAGCGCCGUCCUGCAACGUGCAGACGCUCUCCGGCAACCUGGCCGGCGGCACCAUGAGGCAGGUGGGACACGCGGCGCUGCUGGCGGCGCUGCUGCUCCUGGCGGCGCUGCGCCCGGGGAGCAGCCAGUGGAGCCCGGAGGCGGCGGUCGCGGGGGUCCGGGACCCGAGUCUGCGCUGGAGCCCUGGGGCGCGGAACCAGGACGGCGGGGCCCGCGCGCUACUCUUGCUGCUGGCCGAGCGCUUCCCGCGCCGCGCGGGGCCGGGAGGAUGGGGACCCCGGACUGCGGGAGAGCGGCCGAGACGGGACGACCCUCCGCUAUCCAUUGACCUCACCUUCCACCUGCUGCGGACCCUGCUGGAGCUGGCGCGGACGCAGAGUCAGCGGGAGCGCGCCGAGCAGAACCGCAUUAUAUUCGAGUCCGUGGGCAAGUGAUCUUCGGGGGGGGGGGGGUCUGCGGCCACGAGAACCUCGACCCCCGUCUUCCACCCCCUGGGCCGGGACGUGCGCGACUGGAACUGACCCAGUCCCGCCGGGCUAUAGCGGCCCAGGGAUGCCCUGAGCACUCUGUGCGUCACCAGUUUUUAAUAAAAGUGCUGAAGAGCCUUUGGCCUCGGUUGUGGGGCGCAGGGAGCCACGGCAGGAUGGGAGCCCGGGGGAAAGUGCGGCCUCCUAUGCCGGCGGGAGGGAACCAGAUGCUGCAGGAGGGCUCCCGCAGAACGGCUUUCAGCCAGGGCCCCAUGUCCCCAUCGC